CCGUCGAUCUGGUGUGCGAGCUUUUGUGGCACGGGCGAUGGAUGCGCCAAAAUGCUCGUCGAUCGAGGAUGGAACGCGCUCGGUUUCUCUGGAUUUGAGGUAGCUGUGGCGGAUUCUCUGGCCGGUUUCGGCGCAUUCGAUCGGCAUCGGUGAUAUUUCGAGGGGAAAGAUCGGGCAUUCUCUUCCGGGGAUAGGAAUCAUAGGAGGCGAGGCACCGAUCGAGAAUGCGCGCCGUGUCGAGCUCGUCGUGCCACUGCUGCUGCUCGGUCGAUGCCGGGGAGCUGCGCGAGGCGGCCAAGAGCUGGACAGCGCCGGCGGGGGCCGCGGCGAGGAGAAGAGCCAAGGGAUUGCGGCUGCGAGCGUCUGUGGGCGUGGAUGGAAGCCCCGUGGGAGCGAACAACGUGCCGGAUUACAGGGUCUUCUCCACCAUGAUCGCUGAUAGCCCCGCGGCGCUGCCAUCGCAGCAAAAGGUUUACGAUGUGGUGCUCAAGCAAGCUGCCUUGGUCGAGAAGCUGGGGAAGCUCGAGAAGUUCCCAGCGAUCCCUGUGACGAACAGAGAUCUCUUGGAAGAGGCGUAUACCAGGUGUGGAGAGAUUUGUGCCGAAUAUGCCAAGACCUUCUAUCUAGGGACUUUGCUGAUGACUCCAGAGAGAAGGAAAGCGAUCUGGGCGAUAUAUGUGUGGUGCAGGAGAACUGACGAGCUCGUGGACGGGCCAAACGCAGCACACAUAACUCCCACGGCGCUGGAUCGCUGGGAGCAAAGGCUAGAAGAUCUCUUCGUUGGAAGGCCUUUUGACAUGCUCGAUGGAGCACUGGCAGACACUGUUUCGAAGUAUCCGGUUGACAUCCAGCCGUUCCGGGACAUGAUAGAAGGCAUGCGACUGGAUCUGGUAAAGUCGAGGUACAAAAAUUUUGACGAGCUUUACCUGUAUUGCUACUACGUCGCCGGCACUGUGGGACUCAUGAGCGUGCCAGUGAUGGGCAUUGCGCCGGAAUCCAACGCUAGCGUGGAGAGCGUCUACAAUGCCGGCUUGGCCUUGGGCAUCGCGAAUCAGCUAACCAACAUUCUCCGGGACGUCGGGGAAGAUGCCGGGAGAGGACGAGUCUAUCUCCCUCAAGACGAGCUCGCCAAGUUCGGCCUAUCGGACGAGGACAUCUUCGCGGGCAAAGUUACUAACAAGUGGAGAGCGUUCAUGAAGGACCAGAUAACGAGAGCUCGGAUGUUCUUCAAGGAGGCCGAGCUGGGUGUCAUGGAGCUAGACAAAGACAGCCGGUGGCCUGUGUGGGCUUCGCUGCUGCUGUACCAGCAGAUUCUAGACUCAAUCGAGGCCAACGAUUACGACAAUUUCAAGCGAAGAGCCUACGUUGGCAAGUGGAAGAAGCUCGUGUCACUUCCCAGCGCCUACGUUCGUGCUAUCUCGCCGGAUGUCUCUCGCCUCGUUCCAAUGAGCUGAGAUUGGUGGAGCGGGCGAUUCCAUCCUCGCGCCAGAGAUCGCCCAAAUACCUCCUAAAACAGCCAGGAAGAACAGGAUUAGAGAUUUUCUUCCCGAGAGAGGAAGAAACUUGUCCAGGCCUCUCUCACUAAAUCAAAGAGAUUCUUUCCACUGGGAGCGUUU
This is a messenger RNA of Selaginella moellendorffii, 1616 nucleotides long. RefSeq names its product phytoene synthase 2, chloroplastic. Bases 225 to 1454 code for a protein of 409 amino acids. The record is from RefSeq and is a predicted model, not a curated record. Gene Ontology annotation, biological process: carotenoid biosynthetic process. The transcript is spliced from 6 exons. Gene Ontology annotation, molecular function: geranylgeranyl diphosphate synthase activity. NCBI's taxonomy places the organism in Eukaryota, Viridiplantae, Streptophyta, Lycopodiopsida, Selaginellales, Selaginellaceae.